CUAGCGAAACACGCGCACACACCCACAUGAUAUAUAUGAAAUUAGAUUAUGUGCUGUUUGGUUACUGAGAAGGUGUAGGAAACGGCGGAUGGAACCACCACUUAAAUUCUCGACAUAAUCAUCUUUGUGAUACUGUUGGGAGCUAAAUUUUAACUGGACUGAGCCUAAAUCCAAGCCGUUAUUGUCUAUUUGAGCUGGGAUCUUCGUGUUAUAGAAAUCUAGAAAAGGUAAGAAAUGGGAUCCCAAAUUCCCUUGAACAGUGAUCGUACAAGGACAAAUUGGACACCAGCAAUGGAACGCUAUUUUAUUGAUCUUUUGUUAGAUCAGGUGCAUAGGGGGAAUAGGAUGGGCCAUACAUUCAACAAACAAGCUUGGACUGAUAUGCUGACCAUGUUCAAUGCAUAUUUUGGAUCUCCAUAUGACGAAAAGGUCUUGAAAAGUCACUACACUAAUUUGUGGACGCAAUUCAAUGAUAUAAAAAUUCUUCUCGAUCAGAAUGGAUUUUCUUGGGAUGAUACUAAACAAAUGGUGGUAGCCAGUCAUCAUGUUUGGGAUUCCUACGUCAAGGCUCACCCAGAAGCGCAGUCCUACAGAAAUAAAGCCUUGGUGAACUUCAAUGAUUUGUGCUUGAUAUAUGCACACACAACAGCAGAUGGAAGAUACAGCCGGUCCAGUCAUGAUUUAGACUUUGAUGAUGACAUGCAAGGAUUGAAUAUUGGUGUUGGAGUGAAUAGCCUUUUACCCGUGAGUAAAAAGCAUUCGAAAAAAGAUUGGACACUUGCCAUGGACCGAUAUUUUGUCAAGCUUAUGUUGCACCAACUUAAAAAAGGCCAUAAGGUCCACAAUACAUUCAAAAACCAAGCAUGGAAAGACAUGCUCACUUUGUUCAAUGGGAAAUAUGGAACAAAAUAUGGUAAAAGUUUCUUAAAACACCGUUAUAAGAAACUAUUCAAGUACUAUACUGAAAUGAAGAGACUACUUGAGGUAAAAGGGUUUUCGUGGGAUGAAAAGCAACAAAAGAUAGCAGCAGCUGAUUAUGCAUGGGAUACUUAUAUCAAGGCACACCCAGAUGCAAGUCAAUAUAGGAAGAAGACCUUGCUAAACUGUAGAGAUUUGGAAUUGAUAUUUGGAAAUGCUGUUAGCAAUGGACAUUUUAGUCAAUUUCAGCGAGGGAAAAAUUUUGAAGGUGAAGAAAAGGAGGGCCAUUCCUCUGCUGGUAGUGAAUGCCAGAGAAUGAUUUGGACAUCCCUAAUGGACCGUUACCUCAUUGAAUUGUUACAAGACCAGGUGCUUAGUGGGAAUAAAAUUGGUCAUGGAUUUGUAGCUGAGGCUUGGAUUGAAAUGGUCAAAUUGUUCAAUGCAAAGUUUGGCACUCACUAUGACAAAGAUUCUCUGAAGAAUAGAUACAAACAUUUAAGAAGGCAAUAUAAUGACAUAAAGGUUCUUCUUGAACAAGGUGGGUUUUCUUGGGAUGAAACAAGAGAAAUGGUAACGGCUGAGGAUUACUUCUGGGAUUCUUAUACUAAGGUUCAUCCUGAUGCCCGGUCAUAUAAAAAUACAUCUGUCCCAAGCUAUCACAAAUUAUGUGUCAUAUAUGGUGAGGAAGUUUCUAACGGGAGACACAGCGUUUCAGCAUGCAAUGCAGAUCUUGACAGUGAAGAUCCAGAUUUGAUAAUUGGAGAGGACAUCCCAUGUAAUGCAAACAGUGAAUUUUCAAGAACACAUUGGACACCUUCAAUGGACCGAUACCUCAUUGACAUUAUGCUAGAGGAAGUACAUAAGGGGAAGAAGAUUGAUUUCACUUUCAAGAAUCAAGCAUGUAUAGAUAUGAUUAUGUUGUUCAAGGAAAGAUUUGCCCUACACUAUGACAAAGAUUUCCUGAAGAUUCAUUAUAGAAGUUUGGAGAAGCAGUACUAUGAUAUGAAAAAUCUUCUCGACCAAAGUGGGUUUUCAUGGGAUGAAACACGGCAAAUGGUCACAGCUUAUGGUGAUGUUUGGGAUGCUUAUUUAAAGGAAAACCCAGAUGCAAAAUCAUACAGAAACCAGCCAAAGCCAAAUUACAAUGAUUUGUGCUUGAUUUAUGGAAAUCCAGCUUCUGAUAGAGGGUGUUACCAGUCAGGUCAAGAUAUUGGCUGUAAUGGUGUUGAAUUUUCUGAAGGUGCCAGGCUUAGCAAUAGCCAUCACUGGAGAACUGAUUGGACGCCGCCAAUGGACCGAUAUUUUAUUGAUCUUAUGUUAGAGCAGGUAUGCAAUGGAAGUAUUGUUGAUCAUAAAUUCAACAAGCUAGCCUGGAGCGAUAUGGUUUCAAAGUUUAGUGCAGAAUUUGGGUAUCAGUAUGACAAAGAUGUCCUGAAAAGUCGUUUUAUGAAUUUGAGGAAGCGAUUCAACGAUAUGAAAACUCUACUUGACCAUAGCGGAUUUGCUUGGGAUGAAAUGCAGCAGAUGAUAACUGCUGACGAUGAUCUAUGGCAUGGUUAUGUCAAGGAGCAUCCUGAUGCCCGAACAUAUCGCAAUAGAACUCUACCAAAUUUCAAUGAUUUGUUUAUGAUUUACGGAAGUGAAAACACUGGCAAAAGGAGUAAUUACUCAAGUCACGCUAUGGAAGCUGAGGACUGUAUGCUGGGAGUAAAUAUUGGUGAAGAGGAUGACCAAUCUCCUGCUAAUAGUGAUCCUCUAGGGAUAAACUGGACAAGGCAAAUGGACCGUUAUUUUAUUGACCUCAUGUUAGAGCAGCUGCACAGAGGAAAUAAGAUUUAUGGGACGUACAACGAGCAAGCUUGGACCUGGAUGAUUGCUUCAUUCAAUCAAAAGUUUGGACUUAUUUGUGACAAGGAUGUACUAGAAGAUCGCUAUUUGAGUUUGAUGAAAGAGUAUACAGAUGUCUUGAAUCUCCUCAAUCAUAAUGGCUUUGCUUGGGAUGAAAUAGACCAAACAGUGAUAGCUGAUGAUGAUGUUUGGAUGGCGUAUAUCAAGGAGCAUCCUGAUGCAAUUGCAUACCGAGAUAGGAUCUUAGAUGGUUAUAGUGAUUUGGGCUUGAUUCAUGGAAAUGACAGUUGGAAUGGUAGAACAAGUAGUUUGGACAUAAAAUUCGAAACCGACAAUAAUGCCUUGGGGAUGGGGGUCAAUGAUGUGGGAGACAUGCAAUCUCCAUCUGGGGACUUUGAAAUGUCUCGGAAGCGAAAAAAGAGAAAAUCCGCAAGUUCAUCAACCUCAGCAGGCAUUCAAAAAGUUCAGAGAACACUCGGGGAGGAGAUACAAGAAGCAGCUGAGGAGAAGUCAUGUCUAGUCAAAACUCACGGGGGUAUUGAAGAGGACAAAGACUACAGCUCAAUAGAAUGUAUUGUUGCAGCACUUCAAACUGUUCCAGACAUGGAUGACGAGCUCUUCUUGGAGGCUUGUGAACUUUUGGAAGAUGAGAGAAAGGCCAAGAUGUUUGUGGCCAUGGAUGUCACUGCACGGAGGAAGUGGUUACUGAAGAAACUUCGACGGUAGGAUCUAUAUAGCUGGUGUAAAUAACUUCCAUUUUUUCUGUAUGUGAUUUCCUCGCUGAAAUUGCAAUUAUUUUCUAAAUGCCCGGGUGUUUUUGGGUAUAUUGCUAGAUGCAGUAUUAGGGUGUGCAAUCUCUACACAUUCCUUUUGAAAAGGAUGAUGUUUAUUAUUAAAAAAAUAAUUUUUUCAUGUAAGUAUUUACUCAUUUUUUUCAAAAGGAGUGCGAGACUUGUACAUUUUAGAAUCAUUUCUUUUGAUUGGAAAGAAAUCAGCUUGUUUGAUGAUUAUGGCUGAAAA
This is a messenger RNA of Carya illinoinensis, 3786 nucleotides long. RefSeq lists its product as uncharacterized. NCBI's taxonomy places the organism in Eukaryota, Viridiplantae, Streptophyta, Magnoliopsida, Fagales, Juglandaceae. The coding region runs from base 235 to 3492 and encodes 1085 amino acids. The transcript is spliced from 13 exons. The record is from RefSeq and is a predicted model, not a curated record.